This is a messenger RNA of Paracoccidioides lutzii Pb01, 1017 nucleotides long. RefSeq names its product metallo-beta-lactamase domain-containing protein. Bases 1 to 1017 code for a protein of 338 amino acids. The record is from RefSeq and is a predicted model, not a curated record. Gene Ontology annotation, biological process: secondary metabolite biosynthetic process. The transcript is spliced from 4 exons.
AUGCGACGCCUAGGCAGAAGACGGGUGAAAUCCAUUAGCAGCAAAAGGGGAGAAGGAGGGGGAGAUGGCUGCACAACGCAUUUCGCUGCCGGAGGUGGAGAGGUUGAGUGGAUCAGUGAUCAGGCUGUUGGCCGGGAAUCCAGGGAAGUUCACAUUACAAGGAAUCACGCCCUGUUCAAAGAUGCCGAAAACGCUAACAUGAACCCUCCCGAUUUUCACCAAAACAAAGGGACAAACACCUAUCUUAUCGGCAAAGGCAGAGACCGUCUUCUGAUAGACACAGGUGAAGGGCAACCCAGCUGGUCUGCCUCGCUAAGGGGGGUCCUGGAGGCCGAAAAGGCCACUGUGAAGCAAGCACUCCUGACGCACUGGCACCGAGAUCAUGUUGGAGGUGUCCUGGAUUUGUUGGAGAUUUGUCCCAAUGCUAAAGUGUACAAAUACGAUGGGGAAGGGGAUGAGUUGAAUAUUGUGGACGGCCAGGUUUUUACGGUGGAGGGUGCGACGCUGAGAACGAUACAUACUCCCGGUCAUACAACGGACCAUGUCACGUUUCUGUUGGAAGAGGAGAAUGCAUUGUUUACGGGUGAUAACGUCCUUGGUCAUGGCACUGCAGUUUUCGAGGACCUUGCUGUGUACAUUGCAACAUUGGAGAAGAUGCGUAACCUUGGUGCUAGCAGGGGAUAUCCUGGACAUGGAGCUGUGAUUGAAGACUGCAAAGCUAAGAUUACUGAAUACAUUGAGCACCGACGGCAGAGGGAGGAAGAGAUACUGCGAGUGUUGAGGUUUGGAAGUCUAGACAGCGGCAACCCAGGUACAGGAGGAGCAUUGUAUAAACCUCGUGCUAUGUCGCCAGACGAGCUGGUUUCAGUUAUUUAUCCGGAUAUCGCAGAUCAGUUACGCAUGCACGCCUCGCAUGGUCUGAUCCAGGCAUUGAUGAAGCUGGAAAAUGAGGGCAAGGUGACGUCGGAUAGAAUAUCUGGGCGGUGGAAGGUUAGUGGUGGGAAAAUAUCUUUGUGA